This is a messenger RNA of Wyeomyia smithii (pitcher-plant mosquito), 1364 nucleotides long. It is a transcript of the gene Tsp2A, whose product is annotated as tetraspanin-2A. The transcript has 5 exons. Gene Ontology annotation, cellular component: membrane. Bases 375 to 1109 code for a protein of 244 amino acids. NCBI's taxonomy places the organism in Eukaryota, Metazoa, Arthropoda, Insecta, Diptera, Culicidae. The record is from RefSeq and is a predicted model, not a curated record.
GAUUCCGCGCAGGUUGAUCGAAGCGGCCGCAGCAGGUUGAGUGUACCUUAUCGCUAACGCUUCCACUUUUCAAGGCUUGAGACACAGUGAGACGACGGUGGACAGCGGGAGACAAAGCGUUCCGGACAACGGAUAGGCGAGGCUCGCGAACCGAGCUACCGUCAGUGUUUCGUUAUCCAUCGUAAUAUAUGCGUGCGCGUAAUCCCGCGUUAGUGACGCGUUUUAUCUGGAGCAGUGAGUGUUUUUUAUAUUCCUCUAGUUGGUGGUGAAAGUGUGUUAAACCGUGUUUUUAGUGGUUCUGGUUGUGAAAAACGACCUUCAAGUUGAAUUUUGGUUGAAACAGAGUGUUUUGCUGUGAAAUAUUGCGAAUAACGAUGGCUCGCGGAGAAGGUAAAGGUGAAAGUAUGGCCAAACUGGCCAAUCGGAUUGCCGCCGUCAAAUAUACACUGUUCUGCUUCAACAUCGUAGCGUGGAUCAUCGGAGCGGGACUGUUUGCCUUCACGAUCUACAUCCGGGCCGAGCCGGGCUUCGACGAAUGGAUUGCCCUGCUGGACAUCUACCAGUACUACAUCGGUGUGUACAUCCUGAUCGGAGCCGGAGCGCUGGUCAUGAUUUUCUCCUUUCUCGGCUGCUGCAGCGCCCUUAUGGAGCACUCGGUCGCCCUGUACGCGUUUAUCGGCACCCAAGUGUUUCUGUUUAUCGUAACCGUGGCCGGAUCGGCCAUCAUCUUGGACUUCUCAACCGUGAACUCCAGCAUCCAGCCGCUGAUCCGCCAAACCAUGAUUCGCUUCAUUAUGACCUCAGAGGAUCCACGCUCGUCUGCCGCACUCAAACUGAUCCAGGAAAAUAUCGGUUGCUGCGGGGCGGACGGUCCCAACGACUAUAUGGUCCUUCGUCAGCCACUUCCGCUGGAAUGUCGUGACACCGUCACCGGGAACGCCUUCUUCCACGGUUGCGUAGACGAAUUGACUUGGUUCCUGGAGGACAAAUCCAUCUGGGCUGCCGUUAUGGCCAUGAUUCUGUCAGCAAUUCACACCACCAACGUUGUCCUGGGUGUAGUCCUGGUGCAGGCCCUAAAACGCGAAGAGGAAGCCAUGUACAGACGCUAAGCAUUCGACCGAGGGAUUGCGACAGUUCGGACAGACAGAAUCCAAAUCCCUUCUUACCGCAGUACACCGGCGGCCAGCUAUUGACAGUUUUAUGACAGUUUUUCCUCUUUAUUUUGCAUUCAAUUAAUCUUAGUACCCUAUUUGAUAAAAGCCCACACUUGAGUAAGCCAACCUUUUUUUUUUGUCUGUUAGUUGUAAGUAAACAACGUAUAAUUUAAGAAUAAAUUUGCGUCCUGGAGUGGGGCGGGGGAAAGU